GUGGGUGGGCAAUUCGUCGACCUUGCUGAGGCCGAACUUCGCCUGGGCCUCAGCUGGGUCCGUGGCCUCAAGGCAAAGCUCUUGCCACCACCCGAACAGACAGGCGAGUCUGAGGUUUUCGCCGAUGAGGCACAGCGGGAUGUGAGAGAGUCCCUUUUGAUGACCUGUGAGAAAGCGAGGCUCAACUGGUUCAUAUGGUUCGUUGUCAACAACAUUCCAUUUGGUCGUCUCGGUGCGCACCGGCCUCUGCUCCUCAACAGGUCUGCGGCAGGCUGCAUAGGAAAGCUGCAGCGAUGCCAUGCCAACCGUGCCUUCCAAGUGCUUGAGUCAAACCGCUUCCAACCGAGUAAAACCAAACCGGUGGGCAUGGCAGGGACGAAGAUUUUAAACAGCUUCAUCCGACUGCCAGACAUGGCAUGCUCGUAUCCUCGGAAGCCGGUGGCUGAAAUGGCCAUGUGCUGGGAAGGGAUAGGGCUUAAAAAACUUUACAAGCAUCAAAAGCAUCAAACAAAAACAUUUUAA
Molecule: messenger RNA, 522 nt
Organism: Symbiodinium pilosum
Lineage: Eukaryota; Dinophyceae; Suessiales; Symbiodiniaceae
Source: the annotation of a GenBank genome assembly